Caenorhabditis sp. 36 PRJEB53466 is the source of this 2069-nucleotide messenger RNA. Lineage: Eukaryota; Metazoa; Nematoda; Chromadorea; Rhabditida; Rhabditidae. The record is from the annotation of a GenBank genome assembly.
AUGCUCGACAAAAUCCCUAUUUUUCUACUUUUGGCGGUCGCCAACGCCGAAGACGUCACUCAAAGGCAGCUGAAGCCGGUGAAAGGGGUCGCCACUCAACGUACCGCCCGAUUUUUAAACAAAUUGUAAAUUUUUCUGGUUUUCAGGCCUAAAUUUGUAUCAGCCGUCGUCGGGCGGCACGUUCCGAUGUCUGGACGGUUCACGAACAAUCCUCUACGCGCAGCUCAACGACGACUACUGUGAUUGUGUCGAUGGGAGCGACGAGCCGGGCACCUCCGCCUGCGGAAACGCCUUCUUCUACUGCUCGAACGUCGGCCACACCGGCAACUUCAUCCCCACGAAUCGAGUGAACGACAAACUGUGCGAUUGUUGCGACGGAUCAGACGAGUACGCGUCGGGCGUAGAGUGUCCGAACAUUUGCGACGAGCUGGGACGGGCGGCACGCGUCGAGCGGGAGAGGGUGUCGGCGAUCGCGCGGAAGGGCUUUGCGAAGCGGCAGGAACUGGCGAAAGAGGGCCAGGCACUCAGGGAUGCCAAGUUGAGGGAUGUGGAGCCGUUGCGGGCCGAGAGGGCGCAGCUGGAACCUUCAAGGGCCGCGUUGGAGGCGAGCAAGAAGAGCGCCGAGGAGGCCGAGAAGAAACUUCAGGUCUCGCUUCGAAAAUCUUUUAAAAAAUCUGACACUUUCAAAUAACACACAUUUCAAGGUGUGGUGCGUGCAUUCUUUCUUCUUGCUCCAACCGCUUCUUCGCCUAUCAAAAUUGCCGGCUUGGCGCAAUCGAAUCGAUAUUUUUUAGCUAGUUCUUGACAAAAAAUGACUUGUUGACCACGAGUUUCGUGCGAACUUUUAAAUUCGGUUUUGAAAAAAUCGGCAAUUUCGAGGUGCGGAGGGGCUUAGAGAGCGGAAGAGCGCGAUUGCUAGAAUUCGCCGUCUACAAUUUGGAUCUUUAUUCAAACGUACUAAAAAAAGUGUUCAGGAUGAGCAUCGCGAUCGGUGGCAAGCGGUGAAGGAGGAGAAGAAGAAGGUGCGCGCGGCGGAGAUGUUCGACGAGAUGGAUUUAGACAAGAGCGGCAAGAUCGACAGGGAGGAGCUGCGGUUGAAUUUGUUCCUCGACGAGAAUCACGACGGAUUCGUCAGCGAGGACGAGAUUAAGACCUAUUUGAGUGUCGGUACGCUUCUAGGGCCUUUUUUUUCAAUUCCUAGUACACCUUUUCCAACUUUCAGACGAAGCGGACCUGGACCACUUCCAAAAGCUGAUGUACGAUCGUUUAAAGGGCGCGAAACAGCACUACGAAGAGGAGCAGCGGGUGAAGACGGAAAUGGAAGCGGAAAAGGCGAGAGCGCUCGAAAACGCGCCCGACGACGACGAUCUUCUGGCCGAGGAGGACCGGGAAGAUCAUCAUGAGACCCAUGAAACUGUGGGGGAGGAGGAGGAGGAUCGGAUGCCCGAGUACCCGCCGGAAGUGAAGACGGCGCAGGAGACGGCACGUGAAGCGAGACGUCAAUUCGACGAGGUCGAUCAGAAGGUCCAGGACAUCGACGCGAGGAUCCGCGAGGCCGAAGACUUUUCGAAUCAGGACUACGGGGCGGAUCUCGCGUGGGCGGCGCUCAAGGACAAGUGCUUCGAUCGAAAUGUGCAACAGUACACUUAUCAGUUCUGUCCGUUCGGACAGAAUACGCAAAAGGAUACGGGCGCGUACAGCGGCACCAGUCUGGGCAGUUUCAAGAAUUGGAACGGCGCCGAAGGGAACAAGUACGCGAGUCAGCGGUAUGGAGACGGGCAGCAGUGCUGGAAUGGUCCCAAGCGGUCGACUGAUGUGAGGACGAUUUAGCAGGAAAUUGCUUUAUUUUUAGAACAAUUCACAUGUUUUGAUCUGAAAAGCCACAUUUUUUGGAUUUCCAGUAAUUUCCAACUUUAAACAUUUUCGUAUUGCAGGUGGCCAUCGAAUGCGGCGAGGAGAACGAGUUGGUGGAGGUGACGGAGCCGGCGAAAUGCGAGUAUCACUUCACGUUCCGCACUCCGCUCGCGUGCCCGGAUCCGGACAAGGAAGUGAUCCACGAGGAGCUCUGA